Suillus fuscotomentosus is the source of this 900-nucleotide messenger RNA. RefSeq lists its product as uncharacterized. NCBI's taxonomy places the organism in Eukaryota, Fungi, Basidiomycota, Agaricomycetes, Boletales, Suillaceae. Bases 252 to 515 code for a protein of 87 amino acids. The transcript has 2 exons. The record is from RefSeq and is a predicted model, not a curated record.
AGUCAACGUCACUACUCGGACUCACCCAGUAAUCGGCGCUUAAUGUCGGCGUUGUCCCUGAUAUUCUACCUAGUCUUGAUGCAUGACGAUGAUGCGAAUUUGGGGGUAUUUCGAUCUCCUAGUACUUCCGUCUCAGGAAAGCGAGUUAUCACCGACCAAAAGCCUUGGGGCGAUCCGCAGGAAUGGCGUCCAUGGCUCCAACCACCCCAUGUACUUCGAGACUCUCAUCAUUUUUGUCAUGAUCUUGUGAGAUGCACACGUUAAACCAGACUACGCCAUGCCGAUGGUCCAUAAGUGAUGGCGUAGUCCAGCCAUUUAACGAACUUGAUUGGCGGAAAUGGAUGUACAGGGUCUCUCCUUACACAUACAUCAUUGAGGGUCUCCUUGGUCAAGCUAUUGGCGGAGACUCGAUCAAAUGCUCCUCCACUAAACUUGUCUCUGUCAACCAUCGAAGGGCUCGAUGUGUGACAACUACAUGGGCCCUUCAUAGAAUUCGCAGGCGGCUAUCUCACUAAUCCUGAAGCUACAGGGCGCUGACCAGUUCAUGUACUCGAGGUCCAACCUUAAAUACAGUAAUCACUGGCGCAACCUGGGCAUCGUCUUUGGAUACGUUACGUUCAACGUGAGCCACUGCCGGACGGAUGUCAUCAGGAAAACCCUCCCAUGUUCAUGCGCAUUCGCACCGUCAGCGUGUUUGCUUCUCUCAGGCAAAACCUAACUCGUCGCAAGUAGAUUGCAAUUCGUGCGUACCAUAUAUGUACCUCUCGGAUGUACUCACAUAGCUUGAUAUACGUGUUGGAAAUCCAACCCGCCAAUACAGUACAUAGUAUAUCUUUCGUUUUUCGUUUUUCGUUUGACUCGAACACUCGUUCUGCAGCGGAGUUACCAUAUUAGGCAACU